AUGUCGACACAUCUCGAAUCACAACAUCGUACCCAUGGCAUCCAAGGAGCCUUCGAUAGUCGUACCAAGCUCUUUGAGUCGCUGCUCUCGUUCUCAAGAGUGUCCGCCUCAGCUGUGUCUACACCAUCUGGUUCAAAACAUCUUCAGCUCAAUCAUUAUAUCCUCCCCAUCAUAGGGAAGACAAUGAUUCAUUUAUCGAAUAUGCUUGCCGGCUUAUUACAAAGGAUUGAAGGGAGAUCCAUUGAGCGUGUUCGCCGUCCAUGUCGAGGGCGUGCGGAUCAAUCCUCUCGUGCCAAUCAUCAUACAAUGCGGAAGAUGAAGGGCACCCACCAAUCGAUCUCUGGUUCCAUACUGGCCGAGUCGAGGGGACUCACCAGCGUAGGAUAUCCCAUCUUCACGAAAAUACGCAUCGUAGAGUUCUUGGGAUGUUUGCGUUCCGAGUCAACCAUCAGCAGAGAAGGAAGACUAGCGUUGAGUUGUUGUGUUACCAUCUCGAAAGGCAUUCAGCGCACCACAUUCGCAUUGGGUUCUAGUGCAAGGCUCUAUGCCAGUAUCGAGACUUCAUUUCUUACGGCAUUCCGUGUUCCGGUCGUUCCCUUAUCUGCUGUGCCUCCGAGUUGGUACCGAAGACUAGAGAGGCGUCAGACCCCGUCUAGAACAGAUCUCAGCUAUCUGUUAGCAGAGCGUGAUUUCAUGCCAGAGAAUACCUUGGCGGAGAACAUCGUGCAAUGCCACCCAACGAGCAUCGUGAGCAGAGAAGGUUAUCGCCGCUGCCCAAAAAUUUCGGUGUUCCGUAAUUCAGAAACCCUUUCCGUCAAGAUUAGAGAUGCUGCUAACGAAAUCACCGCUGCUCAAAUACAUCCACCAACGCUGAGGUGUGCUUUAUUCGGAAGUCUAUCCUUCAAGAAUAGGGAGGCUGCUGCCCGCUGGGCCAGUUUCAACCACGGAGAGCGAUCACCGCUGCUCGAAGAUGAUCGCCACUGCUCGAAGACCUUCGCCGCAGCUAAGAGGGAAUGGCUCGCCAGCGCGUUGUCGUCGCGCUGCGACGUCCUUCGAAAAUUCGCGUCAAAUGCUCCAAAACGAAUGUCCAGAGAGCAAACCUAUGAGCACCGGCAAUUGAGGCUGAAGAGGAUAUUUUACUUUGUUCGACGUGUGGAGAGGGCCUGCUGGAGAAGAUCGGCGAAAUUUGUACAGAAUAGCGCAAAGGCUACCCUAUCAACCACGAGGGCCUAUGUCAGCUUACUUGGUCUCUUCCGCAGUCAGGAGCGACUAUACGAAGAGUGUUGCAAUGUAAUCCGAGCAACCUUUCUUCGGUGGCAGGCAGUCGCCCACGCGUCUAGUAUGAUGCCCUUUCAAGGGGGUGUUCGUUGUAAAUCCCGUCGCUAUCUGAUUGACGUUCAAUCGGGAGUCCACAAAGGAAGAUGCCUCCGCCGUCGCGCCAAAGACGUUAAGGACUGCAUCCAUCUACAGAAGAUCCAGAGUGAAAGAGGUAUUGUUGUCGAAAUCGACCGGCGAUGGGGCGUUGGAGGGGGUCCAUAUCCCACGCAGAAGCUGAAGGGCUGCAUGUCUUGGCGCCUCCCAACGGACCACUGCAUUCCUCCAGCACAUUCCGGGAGCGGGCAUAGUAGCUUGAGGCUUCGUCAUGGAUCUAAAUCUGUAUGCACAACACCUAGAGGAUUUGGGCCUCUACGUAGGACUCUUAAGCACAAGAUCGCCGUGCGGGCAUUCACCGGCACAAGGCAAACCAACACCACAAUUCACAUCUUGUUUGCUGGUUUGCAUGGCAUCUGUAGACUCUUAGAUCGCAUCCUCGCAAUUUUCGGUCUGUGUAGAAAGUACUUGAGUUGCAACAUCAAACUGCUAUUCCAGCACUCUGAGGCCGGUACCCUCCUCAAAUCAGUGCAUCUGGGCGCUGUAGGCAUCCAAGGAUCUACCGCAAGGGUUGACCCAGAGCCCCCAGAAGCAUGUGUGCACCGAUACAUGAUGAGAUCCGAUAAAUAUCACGAAGGAGAGGUGAUCUUGAAAGUUGAACGACGCUUUGCCAUCCAUGGAUAUCAAACCCCAGCCAUCUCAAUAAGCGACAAACCCAAAUUUACCAUCCUCAAGCCCACACAAAUCCAUCAUCCCACAUCAACAUGCACAAUUAAUAGCUGGAUAAUAUGCAGGAACCUCGAAGCGUCACAAACUGUAUCUAAGAAGAGCACCAAUCCAGGGGUUAGUACAGUAUCACAACAAGAAUAUCCUCCCAUGGACAUCCCGGCAGAGCUACAAACUAUGAUAAUCAUUCACUUGGGUCCAGCAAGUCCGCGCGACCUUUAUGGGCGCAUUAUGAGGCACAGACCCAUCACGAUGGAUUCAGAUGCAAGGCCAGAUGGAUGUUAUAACCCGAGAGAUGUACUGACUGACCUCUCCCCCUAUCCUGCAACACAUUCAAACCUCUUCGCCCUCUUCCCCAAUCUGGACUCCGGCCGCAUUGAUGCAGGCAACACCUUCAAGGAUCUUUGCACCCACUUACCCCUCCACUGCAAUCUGGAUGUCGACCAGAUCGUCCGCACUUCACACGUGGGAUAUGCCUGGAAGAUUGAUGGUUUAUUGAUAAUUGCCGCUCCCGGCCUCGGCAACCUCCUUAAACCGUCGAUCACUAGGGCUCUAGCCGAAGAAGACCAGGCCUUCCUAGCUUUGGCCUGUAGGCUUGGGCUCCAUGGCGGUGGUUGCCAACUAUUCUCUUCUUCUCCGUCUCCCGAAGCAGAUGUUACCCGGGACACUACGGGGAUGCAGAGGCAGAUUUACCCACAUCCAUUUACAUGGAUGCUUGACACUCCGAUAAAGCGAAAAGCCAAGACGGAACUUCAACAAAACACGGCGAGUUGUUACUCCGAUCUAGGUCAUCAUCCCCGAUUGGAGCAGGACGUGAAUGGGGGUUUGUUAGCGAAGGCCCAAAGUUUCUGGAACACAUACCUUAAACCCUCUUCCAACGAACCCUACACGGCAGUGAACCCAUAUCACCCAAAGGCAAUCCCACUAUCCCCACCCCUCCGAAAUGGGAUGUCACUGCCAAACGAACAAACAACCAAAGGACCUGUACGUUCGUUUGAUCCGGUAUUGGAAUUAUUGGACUGUGGCCACAAACUGCAUCCCUGCCGCCUUGCCCUUGCCCUCUCCAAAGACAUGGAAUUCCAAUACAAUGACCAUGGGCCUAGGUCACCUCAUUCAGAAGGGUCCUUACUCACCGCAUGCAUGGUUGAUAUAGCAGCCUAUGCAUGCCUUUGCUUGACCAGAAGCUGUUGGGAUGAAGGGAGAAUCAAUAUGGAUAGGAGGGCAGCAUGUUAUGACGAGAAGAAGUCACUAGAACGAAUAAAGAGCUGGAUUAAGAAAUACCUGAGGCACUCUAGAGUGCCAAUAACUGCUUCCAUCAACAUUUUCGGGCAGCACUCUCCGCAGUCUUCAGAACAACCCUAUGCGGAAGGCACAAACCCUAUUCAGCCCCACUCCUCCAACCUAACGCCACCACCAACGAUGAGGCCACCUGUUUCGAGCAUAGUGUCCACUUCUUUCAACGGUGCCUACUGCGCAACCAAAACCACAAGCCGAAGCCGGGUCAUAACGAUUGAUCUUGGACUGUUUGCCUUGUCCGAUGACCCUGGAUCCAGGUCAACUGAUACCAUUCAGGCGGUGGUGUACGACUGUCAUCUACUAGGGAUAUACACCAAUGACUCGACAUGGAGAAUGAAGUCCUCGGGUCGCACUCUGUACAAUCUUCAGGAAGCACAAAGCACAAACCAUAUGCAAACCCUUCAGAGAGAGAAACAACUUACAUUUCCGGGACCGCGACAGCAUUAUUAUAAAAGCCAGGGUGGGCUUAACCUUGUGCGGUUGAUCAACACGUCUGCAGAAUUGAGUCUCAUCGAUUUUGCCCUCAAAGAGUCUAACUGCAAGGUUGUCAACAAAGCUUCACUAACUAUCAAAAAUCAGUCUAAGAUCCCUCUGCAUGCUGUUAGCAAGCUCGGCGACGUGUCUCGAAGGCUUAUCGACGUGGUGGUUUCUGCGGGUGAGGCCGUUACGGAGUCUCACAACUCCGAAGAACCCCGCAAGUCUCUAUCAUGGCCAGCGCCUCAUAAACCGCGGCAAAAAGGCUGCGAGUUGUUUAUACCACUCGUGUACAACCUCGUGUACAACCUCCUCUUUGCGUUAGCAAAGGCAGCAGUGACUUUGGUAGAGUCGUGA
Molecule: messenger RNA, 4224 nt
Organism: Lindgomyces ingoldianus
Lineage: Eukaryota; Fungi; Ascomycota; Dothideomycetes; Pleosporales; Lindgomycetaceae
Exons: 33
Coding region: 1-4224 (1407 amino acids)
Source: RefSeq, a predicted model, not a curated record